Molecule: messenger RNA, 6042 nt
Organism: Choloepus didactylus (southern two-toed sloth)
Lineage: Eukaryota; Metazoa; Chordata; Mammalia; Pilosa; Megalonychidae
Gene: ANKRD31
Product: ankyrin repeat domain 31
Molecular function (GO): protein binding
Source: RefSeq, a predicted model, not a curated record
CUGCCCGCGUGGCCUUUUCGCGCGCUCUCCGCGCUCUCUCAGGUUUCCUGGCUAGGCGAAGCUCCCUGCCAGGAGUUUAUUAUUUUUAGCCCCCUCGGAACAUCCUUUUUAUUUUAAGGGGGUGGGAAGGAUAGAGAGGAAUUAGGGAAAGAGGGGGAAAAAGACUCCAAGUGCGAGGUGAAGAUGGAGGAAGGCGUCCAGGUCUCAGACAGUGAUGAAACCGUGAUAGAGGGGUCGGUGACGGAGAGCGACCUGGAAGAAGAGGAGCUGCCCUGGAGAAGGUUGCUCUUUGAUCAAGUCACAUCUCUUAGAUCUGAGUUCAGUCUCCAUCCUGGUGUAAGUGGAAUGUGCAAAGGCUUGCUUUCUCCUGAAAUUCAACUUGGGUUCAAACUCACAGAGAACCCACCAAAGCAAAUGAAUAAAAAUGAGAUGAUGCCUGCUCUUAGUGAGGAUACAAUCUUACAGCAGCCUCAAGAUGAAAUGGAACAAAAGCAGGCCCAGUUACAGGCUAGAACAAAUUGUCCAAGGCUUACUAUGAUAUUUCCCCAGGCUGGACUUUCACUGAAUCACCAAAACGUUCAAGGACCUGAGGCUGAAAAUCCUGAAGUUUUGCCAAAUGCAGAAAAGAGUACACAGGAACUAAGUGAAGACAGAGACUCCCCUGAAAUUAGCCUUCUCUCAGGUAUGGUUGCCAUGAAGGAGAAAUCAUUAUUAGAGCCAGAGAAGAUAGCAGCACCAAAUACAUUUUCUGAGCCUGGAAAGGAAGUCGCAUUGACCAUGACUUCCGAAGAAAAUAAGAAUGAAGAAAGCUCUCUUGAAACUUUUGUGUCUGCUUUGGAAAGGUUACUAACAUCACCAGAAAGCACCCAAGAGGAAAACCCAUUUCAAAUAAUGAAUGAUUUUGAACCCAGUGUGUUGAGUAAUCCAUCGAGUGACUCUCUGGGUUCCAAACCAAUGCCUUUGAAUGCCUUGUUGCCAUGUCAUGAAAAUUUACCAGAAAACACAGAGAAUGAUGUAUUGCCAGCUGAGUUGUUGGCAGCCCUGAACACAUUGUCAGAAGCUGUGUUGGGACCCAUCUGUCACAGAAAAGGAGGCAGCAGUGUCAGUGCUGAAAAUGAAUGUCUAGGAGUAGACAUUCUCAGCAUGUCUCAGACUGAUGAAAAUUGUACACAAAUAUCAAAGACUCUAGAAGACCCAAAUCCUUGUGGAUUGCAGACUGUGGCUCAUCAGAAUGUCACCUAUUUUGAUCAACUAAAUAAUCAAGAUUUAAAUCCACUGGAAAAUAGCUCUGACCAGGAAACUCCACAUGUGUUAAGGAGAUCAUCCAGACUGAAAGAUCUAAAGGUGGCCAGUGCUGCAAAGUAUACAGAUGACAUGAAUAAGAUGCCAGAAAAGACUUUAUCAAAAAUAAUUGUCUCUGAGGAUCAAUCAAAUAAUAAAUCUUCAACUGAGAAUUUCAGCUUGCGGGGUCCUGCUUUGAUGAUUCAAGGUGAAGGAAAGACUAUGCAUUCAUCUAGACCCAAGAUUGGAGAAAACAUCAGGAAAACUAAAAACCUUGCAGGAAAGAAUGAUAAAAUGAAGAUGCACAAAAUAUCUCUUUCUGGCAUUAACCGGAGGAACGUUUUUGGAGAGAAUUUACUGUAUAAGGCUGCUCUGUACAAUGAUUUCAGUCUUGUGCGUCAUUGUAUAAAAAAAGGUGGAAAUGUAAAUCAGCCAAGUUAUGCUGGUUGGACAGCACUUCAUGAAGCUAGUGUAGGAGGAUUUCAUCGGACAGCAAGUGAGCUACUAAAAGGUGGAGCAGAUGUAAAUGCCAGAGGAAUGUGCCAAAUCACUCCCCUACAUGAUGCUGUGAUAAAUGGACAUUAUAAGGUGGCAGAGUUGCUUCUCUUGAAUGGAGCAGAUCCAUUAUUAAGAAAUGACGAUGGAAAGUGUGCUUUGGAUGAGGCCAAGGAUCCACAUAUGAAGCGUCUCCUUGAGAAGUUCGUUCCUAAACAUCAUAAACGUCUUAUAUCGGCUCAAAGAAAUAGCACUAACCCAUUAGAUGAAGAGGAUGCACACCAGCACAAGAAACCAAAAUUCAGUUCUAAAAGUCACAUUUAUUGUGUUUGUGAUGAAAAUUCCAAUACACAGAAGCCAGAACAUGAAAAAGUUGAUGAAAGAAGCAAAGACAGUUUAUUGAUAAAUAAAGAAGAUACAUGUGAAGAUUACCAAAAAGAUGCCAAAAACACAAACUCUGUUAAAUCCCAGCAUAAGGAAUCAAUUCUUGACCAAAUAUACACUAAAGAACCCAGAAAGAACAAUCUCCAUAAUUUCAGAGAUCCCAGCACAAAUGUGUCUAAGGAAAAAGGAAGAAGAAGCACACAACAUAAAGGGACUCAUGUGGAUGAUGGAAACUGCAGUCUAAGAAAGUCAGUAUCUGUCUCUUCUUCCAAAAGAAUAAAAGAAGUGGUUACUCAUCAGCAGCAUAUUCUCAAAAUUCAAGGUGACCUUCCAGAAGAGUCUUAUAAACCUUCCAGCCCAGCUUGGCCAAGCUUGAAAAAUGAAUUAGGUAACAAUAUCAAGGCUUGUUCAUAUUCCAAAGAAACAUGUACCCAGAGCCUGAAUUUAUCAGAUGGUCUAGAAGUACAAUUCUUAGAAUUAGACUCCAUUGACCGAACUGUUUCUUCCUCUGGACUUUCUUUACAGAAAGAAAUCAAGUUACCACUUCUUACUGCCGACCAGCAGCCUCACGCUGAUGAAGAACAGCAUAUUAGUCCUUAUAAAUCUCAUGAAAAUAGUAACUCCAGUCAAAAAGAUGAGAGCCUUAAUAAAUGGGAAGAUUCUUUCCCAUCCGUUAUAAAGGGAAAUUUUAAUGACGAUGAUGGUGGUGAUUGCUCUACCUCUGAGGAGACUGAAACAUCUAAAAAGGUGAUAGGUUCUGCAGAUUGUAAAAACCACUACACUUGUGAAGAGAACUUAACAGAUAAAGGAGAAAUGAGUUUUCAACAAUUUUUACCUUCCAAACAUUUUCCAAAGGAAAAUGAGAUAAAAACAGGCAGCUGUACCAUACUUCUACCACAGGAAGCUGUUAAUUUUUCUGAUUCAGAUAAUAUUGUCAUUUCUGAACAUGUUGCAAAUUAUGAGCAAUAUAUAUAUGGAACUUCUUUUGAUCAUUCACAUGGCAAUCCUGAACAAACUUCCCUGGAUUGUACAAGAACACUUUCAACACAUGACAUUUCAAAGUUGACUAGUCACAUGGAGCUAUUCAAAAGGCCCCAGGAUUAUAGCCCCAGAGCACCAACUCCUUUAAUGAAUCAAACAGAUACACAUAUUAUAGAAAAGGUGAAUGAGAAACAAGACACUGAAAGGAAUUACAAUGAUAAUUGUCAAAAAACAAGUUAUUCAAGUGGGCCUUUAUCCACAGUUGUUCGUUCUCAAGUAACAGAAACAACUGAAGUUGAUAAAAGGAGUCAGGACCUUCCAGAGAGUGAGACCAUGCAUAACACAAAUUCACAUUCCUCUGACAAUAUGCAUGAAGAAUUGAUCAACAUCUCACAACUUAGUCAAAGAGAGAAGGAAAUUUCUCCCAAACGAGAUGAAGAAUUCUAUAGUAAUAUCAAUAGAGAUGAAAGCACUAUAAGGGAUUUUGAGGGGGAAAAAGGAGAAAAUGAUUCAGAAAUUCAAAAGCCUAGUAAUAUCCAAGAACACAAAGAAGUAAAGAAUUUCAGAAAAAGACAAAAUUCCUCAAAAGCUACCUACAGCCAAGAAAUGAAAACAGCUGGGAUCAAUAAGAGGAAUAUGAAAGGAGAAAGCCAGCUUCAUUUGGCCACCAGAAGAGGAAAUUUGUCUCUGGUGAAAGUUCUAAUAGAAUCCGGAGCAGAUGUGAAUCUAAAAGAUAAUGCAGGUUGGACACCACUUCAUGAGGCAUCUAGUGAGGGAUAUAAUGAUAUACUUGUAGAGUUAUUAAAAGCUGGUGCUCAUGUUAAUAGUGAAAAUCUAGAUGGAAUUCUGCCCUUACACGAUGCUGUUGCAAACAAUCAUUUAAAGGCAGCUGAGAUUCUUCUACAGCAUGGAGCAAACCCUAAUCAAAAAGAUCAAAAACAAAAGACCGCUUUGGAUGAAGCAGAUGAUGAAAAAAUGAAAGAGCUGCUAAAAUCUUACGGCGCUGUUGAGACCGAUCAUAAAGAUGAGAGUAAUGCUAUAGUCACUGUAAAAAUUCCUGCUGCCAGGACAAAAAAACAUAAGCAGUGUUUUUGUAAUGACUAUAAAACUGUUGAUCCAUCUUCCCUUUCACACCAAGAAAAAACAAGAGAAAGACUUCCUGUGCAUCGAACCAUCAAUGCCAUUCUACAAGAUAUAGAAGAAAAACAAGAACAUUUACUGGAUUUUGAAAUAAGAACCCCUGAAGAUGCAGAAAAAUACAUUGAAAAGAUGUUACAGAUCAAAGAGGUUAUGGAUAAUGUGCUUGCCAAGCAGAAGGCAGAAAGGGAUGACUUGGCUAAAAAAUACAGAGUGUCCAGAGAGUCAUUUAAGCAUGGAGCUCUGAGAGAACAACUGACCAACUUGGCCACAAGACAGAAGAGCCUUUUAGUUGUGGCAAAAAAACAGAAAAAACUAAGCCAAAAAAUUCAAAACUUUAAGAAUGUCACAUCAUUUUCUUGUUUUAGUUUGAGCAAACUUCCAUCUUGCUCAGAAAUUUCUAGUGACAAGGAACGCCAAGAGUUUACCAGUCUGGAAAAUUCAUUGCAGCCCCAAUCAGGUUCACUUUCUCCUGCCAGACUUGAUUGUGGAAAUAUGCAGGAAACACAAUUGUCUCUGGAAACUUGGAUUACAGUUCAGAAUGACAGCCAGAAUAACAACAUUUGUCUAAAUUCAGAGACAGUGAGAAGGAAGGAUUUUUCUGGAAAUGAGCUGAAUUCUAAACAAAAUGUCAAUGACUCUAUCUUGGAUGGGUUAGCAAAAUCCAUUCAUUCAGAUGGCAAUGAGAAAAUUAAAUUACCAUCCCAACCUGUUGCUUUUCCUGCUCAAGCAGAAUAUUCACAAAAAGAAAAUGACCUUACAGAAACUGCAGCCAAAGGGCAUGAAUCCUGUCCUUCCACAAUAUCUGGUACAUUAAAUAUUUCAGAAACCGCAGGUGUACUUGCCCAAAAGGAUGCCCAUCCAUCAACUGUUCUUUAUAAUCACGCCCUUUCCAGUUGUGAUCCAGAAAGAGAAAACAGGGUAACAGCUUCUGAGCAACCAUCUAGACGGGCAUCAGAAUCUCUAGCACAUCAAGGAAUGGCUAUCUUAGGCAGUGAUUCAGUACAUCAGAUGAAACCGUAUCUUCAGAAAUCAGCUUCUGCUGUUCCAUGUGCAAAUGACAGUCAAAUCGCCUCCUCCUCCAGGUGUGGCUAUAAGCAUGCUUUAAAAAAACCCUUAAAUUAUAGCACAGGUCCUAAGAAGAAAUGUAUGCAGAUAAAGGAUCUGAUAUUACUAGGAAGAAUUAAUCCAGGAAGUAACAUUCUGGAAUUCAAAACACAGGAGACUACCCACAAAGCCAGUAUUUUAUUGAGUGGUAAAAUUAAGGUAGAAAAUGGUCAGAUUUAUCAAAACCCAGUCACCUGGCUCAAGGAUCUUCUAGGAGGCGACAGUUCUGUAACCUGGAAUUAUGCUUGGAGUAAGGUAUCAUAUCUUGGGAAGGAGCUUUUAAAGUACGUGCCUGAGGAAGUACCCAUACCUCCAGAACCAAACUUGGUACCUCAGCAACAUCAACCUUGUCUUCCAGGAUCAUCCAGAGAGUCAAUGCAAAGCAUCCCACAUUAUCUACAAAUAAAUGAAAUACUAUUAAUCAGCGAGAGAGAAUUUCUCCCAUACCAUCUAAUGGAUCAGUAUUGGAAGUUCUAUGUGGAAUGUGAGGAACUAACAUUCUAAAGCCUUGUUUUCUUAAAAAUGUAUUAGGUAUUCAUAUGAUUAACCAGUGUUCAUACUUUAUUUUGUGUGGUCUGUGAGACUAUUUUAAUACACUUCAUGGGUUGCAACUUAAGAUUUGUGUUUACUGUUAUAAGGAAAAAUACAAUUUUUCAG